AUGGCUUUCAACUUCAACUGGUCCCCGCUUAUCGCAGACACGUCGCGCGCCCGCGACAUGCUCACCACCGCCCUCAACAAGUCGCCCAAGCCGCCCAUCAUCGUCGACGACAUCAUCGUCACCGAGCUGAACCUGGGCACCACCCCGCCCGAGCUGGAGAUACUUGAGAUUGGCGACUUGGCAGAGGACAGGUUCAGGGGCAUUUUCAAAAUGUCAUACGCCGGCGAUGCCUUCCUGACCCUCAAGACAAAGGUCCAGGCAAACCCGCUCAAGACGUACUUAUCCACAAAACCAGACUUUGCCUCGCCCCAGCCCUUGGCCGCCGCCUCGGGCCUGACGAUACCUCUGCAAAUCACCCUCUCCGAAAUCCGCCUGUCUGGCUUCGUCAUUCUCGUCUUCUCCAAGCAAAAGGGCCUGACGCUCGUCUUCCGCAACGACCCCCUCGAUUCGCUCAAGGUCUCUUCAACCUUUGACUCUAUCCCCUUUGUGCGCGACUACCUCCAAAAGGAGAUUGAGGGCCAAUUGCGUGUGCUGUUCAUGGAAGACUUGCCCGCUAUCAUCCACAGGUUAUCCCACCGAAUGCUCUCGCCAGAGUACCGCGAAAUCGACAUUGAAGAACGCUUGGAGGGGGCCAAGGACACAACCGCUGCCAUCGACCCUCUUGCAUCCCCGCCUCAAGAUGCCGUCGAUGCCUUUGGCAAUCCCCUAGACGAGGCCCAAAUAUCUGCCCUGUCCCUCGACUCGGGCGAGAUACAUGCUUCGUUUUCGCAGAAGAACAUCCUCCGCCUCGCCGCACUCUCCGAAUCCCAACGAACCCUGUCGCUCUUCACACCCGGCAUACGCGAUGCCGUGUUCCGUGCCUGGGCGGGUCAUCCCGACCGGCCCGAGUCUGGCGUCGCCACCCCUGCGCUUACACAAGGCAGUUUGUCAAGAAUACAGUCAACGUUUGGUAGCCUAAAAUCUGGCGCAUCCUCGGUUGCUUCUGAUAGCACGGGCAACGAGACCCUGAGCUCACGGCCGACCAUGGUUUCGUCCUUUUCCUCGUCCGCCGGAAUCAGUCUCGGCUCCGCUCGCUCACGCGCUGGGGGCAUGCGCAAACGGAAGAAGCGCGUUGUCGAUCUCCGGAAAAAGGACACCCCAGACUCUGGUGUGUCUACAGGAGAAAACACGCCAUUGCCGAGCGCGUAUGCAUCAGAGACAUCAAGCGUCAUACCGGAAGAGAGGGAGGCAGAGGACGAGCUGGCUACUCCGCCAAUGAGUCCCACACAGCCAGGGGUGCGCUUCGAGGGCAGACGUGGAAGUCUAGAUGUCGGUACCCCAAAACGUAUACCUGAGUCCAAGCCGGUACUCGAAGAGCCACCUGCAUUUGGUUCUCUGGCCCCUGCACCUGAAUUCUCAAAAGCACCUAGACCUGCAAAGUCGAAGCAGUCAGCACCACAGCACUCGCUACCAUUUGUACAUCUUGAAGACCCGUUCAUAUCCCGUGGAUCCAGACGCCCGCCCAUUUCCCACAACAAAUUACGACAGGCCCAGCAAUCCACCUCUCCACUCCUCCGCUCCCUGUCUUUCGACAAGGUCUCGUCCCUCUCGGCUCUAUGCUCGCCCCCUCGCGCCCUCUCCCCUCCUAAUACCAACAUGGCAUGCAGUUCCGGCGGCAUCCUCGAGCAAGCCUGGAUGCACAAGAUGGCACAGGAAAUUGCGAGAAAAGUGCAGGAAGAAAAGGAUCGGUCUUCCAGGCAGCGGCCCUCAGGUCACACACGCACAAAGACUGCCCCUGUAGGACGAAGCUUUUGGCAGAACGACGAUGAGAUUGAGGCUCCACCUGCUUAUGUGGCGUAA
Bipolaris oryzae ATCC 44560 is the source of this 1839-nucleotide messenger RNA. RefSeq lists its product as uncharacterized. Gene Ontology annotation, biological process: mitochondrion organization; phospholipid transport. The coding region runs from base 1 to 1839 and encodes 612 amino acids. Gene Ontology annotation, molecular function: lipid binding. Lineage: Eukaryota; Fungi; Ascomycota; Dothideomycetes; Pleosporales; Pleosporaceae. The transcript has a single exon. The record is from RefSeq and is a predicted model, not a curated record. Gene Ontology annotation, cellular component: ERMES complex.